Exaiptasia diaphana is the source of this 3040-nucleotide messenger RNA. RefSeq names its product integrator complex subunit 4. The record is from RefSeq and is a predicted model, not a curated record. The transcript is spliced from 10 exons. Lineage: Eukaryota; Metazoa; Cnidaria; Anthozoa; Actiniaria; Aiptasiidae. The annotation marks the transcript as partial. Gene Ontology annotation, biological process: snRNA processing. Gene Ontology annotation, cellular component: integrator complex.
UCUCCGGCAAGACAACUGAUAAACGAACUGAACGAGUUUACAUCUUCUCAAGAUGCAUUAAGACUGCUUCUUGAGCUUGAAAGGGCUCUUCCGCUGGAAGAGGCAGAUGAAAAUGAAUUAGUCUUACGAACUCUUUGGGAGCAUGUUCACCAGUGCYAAGAUGCGUCAGUUAAAAUGAAGUUAAUUUCAUUGUUGUCCAAGGUAGCAKGACAUCCUGGAAUCAACCCAUUGUCUGUGGUGGAAGAGAUGAUAAAAUUACUGYCUAAAGAGACUUCACAUAAAGUCUGUGCACAAAUUAUUAAUUCUCUGAUGCUCCUUGGAACACUMUCUUCACAUGAAAGAAAACUCAUACAAAAUUUGGUUAAUAUUGCUGUUGAACACCUCAAAGAUUCCCACUAUGCAGUMCGAAGACAGUGCCUUAAGCUGAUUGGUCACUUGGGUUUAUCAACCAAUCCAGUAGCAGUUAGUGYUGAUAUACAAAGUCUUAUCAUCAGUUAUGCUAAAGAUAGUGAUCCAAGAGUGAGAACAAGUGCAUUGGAAGCCUUGCUUAAUCUUCAUGAAAGAGGACAGAUAUUAGAUGUCCACCUGUAUGAGCAAGCUUCAGAGACUUUGGAUGAUGACUAUGAAGACGUUCGUAUGGCMGCUGUAAAGCUGAUAUGGGUAUUUAGUCACAUCUGUCCAGAAAGGACUGUCAAYCUACCCACAUCAGAUGAGGUCAGGUUAGUGGACGAUGCUUUUAUCAAGAUCUGUAACAUGAUGAAUGAUUUGUCAAUGAGAGUUCGUGCAGAAGCUGUUGGAUUGUUGGGAUCCCUGCAUCAUGUUAGCCCGAGAUUCCUGGAACAGACUCUGGACAAAAAGGUCAUGAGUCAUCUUAAGAGGAAAAAAACUGACCAUGAAAAGAAAAAAGAGCAGUUUGCUUCUGGUCAAUCAUCAGUUAUUUCCUGGACAACAGGCCGAAAAUGGGAUGAAAAGAAAUCAGCUGAGGAAGAAUUGGCACCAGAAGAGGUUAAUCUAAUGAGUAGUGGUGCAUGUGGUGCCUUUGURCAUGGUUUAGAGGAUGAAUACCUUGAAGUACGKAUGCCUGCACUGGACUCAUUGUGUGAACUAGCCAAUCAGAACCCACGUUUUGCCCAUUUGUGCRUGGACUUCCUGGUCGAUAUGUUAAACGAUGAGAUUGAAAGCGUACGUCUUAAUGCCAUUAACAGUCUYCGUAAAGUGUGCCAUCAUAUCACACUGAGAGAAGACCAACUUGAGGUGGUGCUAGGAGUUCUUGAAGACUUCUCAUGGGAGAUACGUGAAGAAGUUCGUGAGUUAAUUUCACACUGCCAUCUUUCCACCAGGGCCUGUCUUCAUGCCACUAUCAUCGCUUUAUUGGGUAACCUUACCAAAUACCCACAAGACAGAGCUUCUAUCUGGAGAUGCGCAAAGUUCUUGGGUGAGAAGCAUAAACACCUUGCUACUUCACUAGUUCCUGUUCUUCUAUCAACUCAUCCAUUCUUUGCGACACCUGAGCCCUCGGUGGAUGAUCCUGCWUAUGUUACCAUGGUGAUUCUAGUGUUUAAUGCUGCUGUCGACUGUCCAACAAUGUUGCCYAUGUUUCCUUGUCAUACACGACGUCACUACUCUUAUCUUAGAGACAGCCAACCAUAUUUGGUGCCAUACCUACCAAUUGACCGGGAAUCAAUGGCAUCGUGUUCUACUGAUGACCAACAUGGACUACCUGGGACCUCAUUCAUGGAGGGUAUUCUMGCCCGUAUCCGAUCYUUGCCCACAAUGACCACACCUAACGCGCAAAGCCUUCUGGUUGCUACCAUACGCGAUUUGAAUCACACUAAAGGAAUUAACAAAAAGUUUGUUGCCAAUGCACGUUGUAUGGCACUGUACUUGCAGUGUCACUUAGCAACCCUUCAAGCUCAAAGUAAUAAGUUAUGGUCCCUCCCAGGUCCUCUCUGCGCGACUCAGGGGACUGGGCUCAAGUCUUUGGUGGAAAAGAUAUUGAUGAUGUCAUAUCAACUUGAAUACACCUUCCAAGGACUWAGUGCCUGUCAYGUGUUYUCUCUWCAUGAACUUCGUAUCAUAGCUCACUCGCUCCAAAUCCUCGCAACCCAGAGAUGUGAUACGAGCACUGAGAAGAACCUGGGUUCUACUUUGCUUGUGUGGCAGUCAUUUCUCGCCCGUGUAAAGCACUACUCGACUGUUCUUGGGACUAGUGGGACCAAACUCGAUGCUUUUAGUGAAGCCCUGGUCUCUUUUCAGGAUUUUUUUGAAGCAAAUAUUACCAAACCUUCGUUUAUCGCUGAUCAUCUUCAGUCGAUUGUGCUCCAAAGGACGAUAAGUCCAUUAGAUCUUACAACACACCUCAAGGAAUCGUCAGCUACCUUAACAGAACCUCAGGGUGGCUCGGAGAACCCAUUAUCAUUCACCGCCGGUCUGACGCUCGGGAUAAACGUAGACGCAACGCUGGAAAAUAUUGCUAAUCCUUCGUGUGUCCGCGUACAGGUCGUGUUUCCAGACAUGCGUCGUCAGCUUUUCACUCCCAAACAAGAUGACUUUCAUCGACUUAGUAGUUUACGUCACAGGCUGGUCAGUAAAGUUGUCAUCUCACACGGUGGAUGGUCCGAAUCGUGCUACAUUGAAGUUUCUAUUGUUCUUAAAUACCAAGCUGACGUUGAUGAACAAAGUGUUAUGCAACUAGGAUCCAGUGAUACCAUGAGUGGGGAAGGUGGAACUUUACGUCAGGUGAAAAACUGUACCGAUAGCCUACAAGAAGGUGUCGUAGGACUUUGUCCACCGGUUAGACUUUGUAUUUUACCAAAGCCAGUCAAGUAAAACAGGCAACAAAAGGAUUUGAUAUUUUGGUCUGUGUAUCUGUACCCGGACUUAACGAUUGGUGGACUGUGCUUUGUCUUAGGGGAGGGGAGGGACGGUCACAACGGAGUAACUUUUAAUCAGUACUUGUCUAAGUAUGUACUUACUAACAAUGUAUAUUGCAGACUCAAAAUGUAGAAAAUGUAAAUAAAUUAUGUGAAUUUGAUUGAGA